Biomphalaria glabrata is the source of this 1120-nucleotide messenger RNA. RefSeq names its product low-density lipoprotein receptor-related protein 4-like. The transcript has 6 exons. Gene Ontology annotation, molecular function: protein binding. Lineage: Eukaryota; Metazoa; Mollusca; Gastropoda; Planorbidae. The coding region runs from base 55 to 996 and encodes 313 amino acids. The record is from RefSeq and is a predicted model, not a curated record.
GUCUAGUUUGGUUAAAAAGACAAAACUCUUCCCAGCUCUGCACUGACUAACAAUAUGUUCAUCCUACUUGGACUACUUCUAGUCUGUGCGUCACUGGGAGGUGAGGCCAGAUUUAAGAACAAAAACUAUUUUGCGAAAGAUGCUCUCCUGACAAAUAAAAGGCAGCUAGCGUCCUGUCCCGCAGAUCGAUUCGCGUGUCCCGAGAAAUGCAUCUCUCAGAGCUACGUCUGCGACACGGAGAACGACUGUGCUGGAGGACUUGACGAGCAACAGAACUGCCCUACAGACUGCAGCGGAGUGAACCAGUUCAAAUGUACAAACGGGAAGUGCAUCUCCACCUAUUACUUGUGCGACGCCGCCAAUGAUUGUUCUGAUGGAGCAGAUGAGAAAAACUGUUCAGGAUCUUGUCGAGGAACUGACUUUAAGUGUGGCAAUGGCGCCUGUAUAAGUCACAGCUGGCUGUGUGACGGCGAUGAAGAUUGCGGAGACCACUCAGACGAGGCCAACUGUGGUGGAACAUGCAGGAAUGGCUACUUCCACUGCGCCAACGGAGCGUGUGUCACCCAAACCUGGGUGUGCGAUGGAGACAACGAUUGCCAUGACAACUCUGACGAACAAGGCUGCGCCCAAAGAACCUGCUCCUCCACUCAGUUCAAGUGCGCCAAUAGCAAUAAGUGUAUUCCUUCUGGAUACCAGUGUGAUCACUACGAUGACUGCGGAGAUGGUAGUGACGAGGCCGCGUGCACGUGCGGUCCAAGCUUGUUCAAGUGCCCCCACGGCAAGUGCAUCCCCAACAGCUACUUGUGCGACGGAGACAACGACUGCGGGGACCUGGCGGACGAAGACAACUGCCCCACCAUCCACCCCGGGGUCUGCAUCGACCAGCUGACCUUCGAAGACUGCUAUCGCAUGAACAUCUCCACCUACCCCAUCUGCCAGUAUUACACUGACGCCCACAGGUACUGCAGGAAGUUCUGCGGCGUCUGCGACACGUAACUUUUAGGGCCGUGUGCAAAAAGUGCACAAAGAUUACGUUCCCCGUGCGCGUGAUAUGUAAAUUAUGAAUGUUCAGUCUCGUGACAUUGUCUUAUAAAUUUGACAAUUAAAAUAUUAUUUUGAA